CAAGAGGUAGGAGUUAUUCUUCCAAACACAUGACGAGGGUUCUUGGUUAACUUGCUUAGUUUCUUGAGAAGCAUGGCGAUUACAACUUCUCUUCUUUUUCUAUUUUUCUCUUUGUUCUCCACUUUGCAGAGUCCGAUAUUGGCUGUCAAGAAGUCUUACGUGGUCCAUCUGGGGAGACACUCACAUGCAUCAGAACCUUCAGCUUCGGACAUUAGUACAAUAGCUCAAUCCCACAAUGAAAUCUUAGCUUCUUGUAUUUCAAGCAAGGAGAAGGCAAAAGAAGCAAUAUUUUACUCUUAUACUCGUUACUUCAAUGGUUUCGCUGCCACACUUGAAGAUGACGAAGUAGCUGAACUCUCAAAGCAUCCAAACGUUAAAGCAGUUUUGCCAAACCGAGAAAACAAGUUACAGACAACCAAGUCAUGGGAAUAUCUUGGACUGGAGAAAAAUGGAGAAGUUCCAGCUUAUUCUCUCUGGGUAAAGGCAAAGUUUGGUCAAGACCUAAUUAUUGGAACUCUUGAUUCUGGUGUUUGGCCGGAAUCAGAAAGCUUCAAUGACCAUGGGAUGGGACCUAUCCCACCAAAAUGGAAAGGAUACUGUGAAACUAAUGAUGGGGUUAGAUGCAACAGGAAAUUGAUAGGAGCGAGGUACUUUAACAAAGGCUAUGAGGCCGCUAUUGGCCGCCCACUUGACGCUUCAUACCAAACAGCAAGAGAUUAUGAUGGCCAUGGAACCCACACCCUCUCCACAGCUGGUGGUGGCUUUGUUAAAGGUGCAAAUUUCUUAGGUUCAAGCUAUGGCACAGCAAAGGGUGGCUCUCCAAAAGCAAGAGUUGCUUCAUACAAAGUUUGUUGGCCUGGCUGCCACGAUGCUGAUAUACUGGCAGCCAUGGAAGUUGCUAUUAGUGAUGGGGUUGACAUUCUUUCCCUUUCGAUCGGCGGUCCCCCUGCACAUUACUACAUGGACUCGAUCGCACUUGGAUCAUUUCACGCUGUUGAGAAUGGUAUUCUUGUAGUUUGCGCAGCUGGAAAUGAAGGACCAACCCCCGGUACCGUAUCGAAUCUAGCUCCUUGGAUUCUUACUGUUGCUGCAAGUUCAAUUGAUCGUGAUUUUCCAUCAAAUAUCGUACUCGGAAACAAGGAACAAUUCAAGGGUAAGAGUUUUAAGACUAAUACUUUACCAGUCGGAAAAUAUUAUCCAUUGGUCUAUUCGGUGGAUGUGAAAGCUGCCAAUAUCUCCAGUACUCAUGCAAGAUUCUGCCAUAUAGGAGCUCUUGACCCAAUGAAGGUGAGACAGAAGAUUGUAUACUGUGUACGUGAUGAAUAUUCAGAUGUAGAGAAAAGUGAAUGGUUUGCAAAGGCUGGUGGAGUGGGGAUGAUACUUGCUAAGCAUGGAGCAGGAAGUGAAGUCAGGCCUGAGGCAUAUUUUGUCCCCACCUCAAUGGUCUCUGCAGAAGAUGGCCUUUCUAUUUUAAGUUACAUACGCCAUACAAAGUCACCGAAAGCUUACAUCAGUGGUGCUACAAGAUUGGGAACAGUGACAGCACCAAUCAUGGCGGACUUCUCAUGUCCUGGGCCUAAUUCAAUCACUUCAGAGAUCCUUAAGCCUGACAUAACUGCACCUGGGGUAUACAUUCUAGCUGCUUAUACACAAGCAUCGGGUUCUAUGCCUUUGGUUACAGACCAAUUCCAUGUACCAUUCAACAUCAUAUCUGGAACUUCAAUGGCAUGCCCCCAUGUUUCUGGCAUUUCUGGUCUUCUCAAAGCUGUCCAUCCUGACUGGAGUCCUGCUGCAAUCAAGUCUGCUAUCAUGACUACCGCAAGAACAAGAAGUAAUGUCAGAAAGCCCAUUGCCAAUGCUUCUCUUGUUGCAGCAAAUCCCUUUAACUAUGGUGCAGGGCACGUUUGGCCUAACCGUGCAGUUAACCCUGGCUUAGUCUACGACUUAACAGUUACAGAUUACUUGAAGUUUCUAUGUUCCAUUGGGUAUAACUCGAGUGGUUUACUUUCAUUGUUUGUGGAUGUUACGUACGAAUGUCAAUCAAGGGAGGCUGGUCCUUCGGAUCUCAACUAUCCAUCUAUUACAGUCCCAAGUCUCUCAGGCAAAGUGACACUGUCUCGAACCUUAAAGAAUGUAGGGACUCCAAGCCUGUACAAGGUUCGUGUGAAACCACCUAAGGGAAUAUCUGUCAAGGUUGAACCUGAAACUUUGAAAUUCAACAAGUUACAUGAAGAAAAGAAGUUUAAGGUUACCCUAGAAGCUAAAGGAGGCAGUAGUGCAGAUCAUGGAUAUGUAUUUGGAGGACUCACAUGGUCUGAUGGAAAGCUUUAUGUUGUAAAGAGUCCAAUUGUAGUGAAGAAGGCAGUUGGCUAAUUUUAUGUACUGAACAAAUGAUCAGAGGCUUGAUUGACUGACUUCUCUACUCAGUUGGAUCCCAUGGUAGUGAAUAAAAAUGUUUUAUUUGAUUUUA
This is a messenger RNA of Ricinus communis (castor bean), 2470 nucleotides long. Its product is annotated as subtilisin-like protease SBT5.4. The coding region runs from base 73 to 2373 and encodes 766 amino acids. The transcript has 11 exons. NCBI's taxonomy places the organism in Eukaryota, Viridiplantae, Streptophyta, Magnoliopsida, Malpighiales, Euphorbiaceae. The record is from RefSeq and is a predicted model, not a curated record. Gene Ontology annotation, molecular function: serine-type endopeptidase activity. Gene Ontology annotation, biological process: proteolysis.